Molecule: messenger RNA, 255 nt
Organism: Pseudozyma hubeiensis SY62
Lineage: Eukaryota; Fungi; Basidiomycota; Ustilaginomycetes; Ustilaginales; Ustilaginaceae
Product: ankyrin containing protein
Exons: 1
Coding region: 1-255 (84 amino acids)
Source: RefSeq, a predicted model, not a curated record
AUGCGCGAGAUGCGGGGAAUGGGCUUAUACAAACAGUGGCUUGCACAUCGCCUAAUCUCUGGUUUGCUGGGGUUCGAUCAAUACAUCCAUUUCACAGCACUGCUCGCAAUGUCGACGCUGUUGCUCGGCUGCGAACCAGACUUCCGGAUCGCGGGUCGACUUCGAAAGCCUCUCUAUCCUAAGUUCGUUGGGCACAAGGUGGGUGACGUAGAACGCGAUCUGCACAAAGGAAACACCGCAGCCGAUGCCGGGUGA